AUGGGACUGCUGCGCGGCUCCGCCGGGCUGGCCUUGAUCGCCCUGUGCCGCCACGCCGCGCUCGCCGCGGGCGCCGAGGCGUCGAUUUCCGGCACGCAGAAGGUCAUCCAAAUGUUGACGGACAUGGCGGCGAAGGCGAAGGCGGAGAAGGCCGAGGAGGAAGUCACCUUUUCAAAGUUCAAGACGUGGUGCACAGAGGAAGUCAGGAAGACGACGGCGGAGAUCGCACAGAAUUCCGCUGACAUCGAGUCCCUCACUGCGGAGAUUGGAGCGCUCAAAGCGGCCGCCGCGGAGCUGGAGAGGGACAUCGCUCAGCUCAACCGCGACGUUACCAGGUACGAUGCCGACAUGGAGAAGGAAACCGCGGAGCGCAAGAAGGAGCACGAGGCGUUCGUCGCCGAGGACCCCUCGGCGGUCGUCGACGCGCUCGGGCGCGCCAUCGCGGCGCUGAAGGCCCAGGACGUCGACCGCACAGGCGCGUCCUCGGCCCUGGUGGAGCUGGGGAAUAACCCGAAGCUGCCCUCGAAGGUCAAGUCGGUGGUCUCCGCAUUCGUGGCUAUGGUGAGCAACAACAGUGAUCCCAGCAACCUGGACUACAAGGCUCCAGAGGCUUACGGGUAUGAGUUCCAGUCGGGGAGCAUUGUUGACAUGCUCAAGAAGCUGGAGGACGAGUUCAGGACCAAGCUCGGGGAGUGCCAGAAGGAGGAGAUGAACUCGGCGCACGCGUUCAGCAUGGUCAUGCUCGACCUGAAGGACUCCAAGGAGAACGCCCUGACGGACAUCAAGGACAAGACGGCCCAGAUGCAGCGCAAGCUUGCCAAGGCUGGCGCUAGCAGCAAGCAGCUGGCCGCCACGGAGUCCAUGAAGGAUGCCAACGAGAAGGAACUCAAGGACAUGCAGGCCGAGUGCUUUGAGAAGGACCUGUCUUACCAGGAGAAGCAGAAGCUCCGCGCUGAGGAGAUCGAAGCGAUCGAGAAGGCGGUGGAGAUCCUUUCGUCGCCGGAGGUCGCCGGCGCGGCGGAGAAGUACCUGACCCUGGCGCAGAGCAAGAAGAACGGUGCCGCCUUCGUCCAGGCGGACUCGCGCUCCAGCGCUCAGUCGCGGGAGCUGGGCAUCCGCAGGAGGGUCCGCGACUUUCUCCAGCAGGAGGGCCACAGGCUGAAGAGCAAGGGGCUGUCGGCCCUGGCGGACAAGAUCGCGGCCAUGCCGCGCCACGUGCCUCCGCCGUCGGCGGGGGCGGCGGAUCGACGGGAUGAUCACGCGUCUCCUGGAGGAGGCGAAGGAGGACGCGGACCACGAGGGGUUCUGCGACACGGAGAUGGGCAAGAGCAAGGUGACCCGCACGCGCCUCAGCGAGGAGAUCGACGCGCUCGAGGCCGCGGUCGAGGCCGGGAAGGCCACGAUCAUGGGGCUGGCGAGCGACACGGAGGCUCUCACGAAGGAGGUCGCGGAGCUGAAGUCCGCCAUGGCAGAGGCCACGGAAUUCCGCGAGAAGGAGAAGAAGACUAA
This is a messenger RNA of Prorocentrum cordatum, 1509 nucleotides long. The record is from the annotation of a GenBank genome assembly. Lineage: Eukaryota; Dinophyceae; Prorocentrales; Prorocentraceae.